AGUGACUUUGUCGAUGCCUAGCAUUAUUAUAAGUUCAAUAAAUAUCUAAUUUUACUUUGUUCUUUGGUUUUUCACAUUUUCUCUUGCUUAUCAAUUAAUUUUGGUCUGUUUCUCCAAGGUUCUGGUCCGUCCUUUCUUCUGUCUCUAUUGUCUUCUCCUACCUAGAAUUUGAUUCACUUUGGCUGCAAAUUUAACUGUAAAUUCAAUCACCCAAAUGCAUAUGAAUAUCAAUGAUGAAGAUCCUAAAAGCAUUUGCUGAAUGUCAGGUUCCUCGGAUUUUAUUGAAAUGUUCAGUGGGAACCAUUGCUCUGGCAAUGACCUUAAUAUUUUAGUAGAGAUUCACUAUUAUUCGCAAUGCAAUUAGUAUCAAAUGAUAGUCAAAAGGAAGACAUUUCAGAAAGUGAACCCAUCUUAUGCCAGUCUGAUAUUUCACAAAGAUCUGAAGAAUGUUCAUCUUCAUCUGAAAUUACAACAGUUGAAGGGUAUUGUGUUGUUGUUAGUGAUGAUUUGGAAGAUAUUAAUGCUGAUGAAACUAGCCAUCUGGUGAAUGCAGACCAACCACAAUGCCGUAUAUGUCUUGAUAUUGAAGGGGACGACUUAAUCGCACCAUGCCACUGCAAGGGUACUCAGAAGUAUGUCCAUAGAUCCUGUCUUGAUAACUGGAGGUCAACUAAGGAGGGUUUUGCAUUUGCUCACUGUACAGAGUGCAGGGCAUUGUUCAUCUUACGUGCCAAUGUCCCACCUGAUCGCUGGUGGUUGAGAUUAAAAUUUCAGUUUCUUGUUGCGAGGGAUCAUGCAAUCAUUUUUGUAAUUGUUCAGUUGAUUGUGGCAUUCUUAGGGGUGCUGGUCUACAAGUUCUAUGGUGAGGAACUAAGAGAAAUGUUUGGCUAUGAUGAACAUCCUUAUGGAUUCUAUACUAUUUCGGGUUCUUGCAUCUUGUUAUGGCUGGGGGCAUUCUUGACAUACAAAUUUAAAUUCUCGCAACCAUUGAAUCGGGAAGUUAUACAAGUUGCCGUGCUACAUGUGUGGAACUCACCAAUGUGCAUUAGGCAUUGCAUUCCAUUCCAUGCCAUCAACCUGCAAGGCCUUGAAAAGUCAGUUUGUCCUUUGAAUACCUUAAUCCUUAUAUAGACAAUGUUUGUGGUUUUGUGCAUUAGUCAUUGGUUUCACUGAGAAGCAUUUUUAUACCUCUGUUCUUUACAAUCGUCAUUUUGUUUCUUUAUACAGAUGAUAAGAGGAAUAUGCCAAAUGAAUAAUUUUUUGUUUUUGAUAGUUGCAAAAUUGCUGAAGCCUUAAUGUUACUGAAAUCAAGUGUUUCUAUGUGCUUAA
Messenger RNA from Durio zibethinus, 1329 nucleotides. The record is from RefSeq and is a predicted model, not a curated record. Lineage: Eukaryota; Viridiplantae; Streptophyta; Magnoliopsida; Malvales; Malvaceae.